Molecule: messenger RNA, 1795 nt
Organism: Anastrepha ludens (Mexican fruit fly)
Lineage: Eukaryota; Metazoa; Arthropoda; Insecta; Diptera; Tephritidae
Product: protein phosphatase 1F
Exons: 1
Coding region: 248-1651 (467 amino acids)
Biological process (GO): protein dephosphorylation; negative regulation of protein kinase activity
Molecular function (GO): protein serine/threonine phosphatase activity
Source: RefSeq, a predicted model, not a curated record
AACAGCUGAUUGCGCGCGGGAAUGCUCUCUUAUUUUUGAGAUGCUGGAGCGCAGAUAGCGUUAAAGUGAAAACAAAUAAUAAAAUUAAAAAUACCAUAUUUUUACAUGAAUAUGCAAGUAUACAAGCAAUAAUACAAAAAAAUAUGCAUAUACUUUUUUAAGAGAACACCAGGAGCGAAAUUCAAGAUUUAUAUAUCAAACGGUAAAAGGAAGUGACUUCUGUGAGUGUGUGUAGCUCUGUGAAGGAAUGUCGGGGAAAGUAUCUGCUGCUGCAGCAGCUGAGCUGGAGUCGGUUGAGUGCGGUCGAUUGUGUGCAUUUAAAGGCUUCUUGAGUGACUUAGUGCGGGACUCGGUGAGUAAUGCCGCAAAUGUUGGCGAUUCUGCACGUAUCAGCAUAUCGCGCACUAGCAACGAAACAUACCCGGUGUGUUCACAGGAGGUGUCUGCUGAAAUAAUUAUGACCGUAUGGAAUCAUCUUCAAUUGAAGCGUUGCCCCCGAUUUUUCCAGCUUCCCAUAUUGCGUGCUGUUGCGGCAGAAGUUGAAGAGGGUUGUCGCAAUGCUAAGGACUGCGAGUGUAGUGCCAGUGCAAAACAAGAUCAAGGCGAAAAGAAUCCGUCAACUGAUCUGGGCAUAGUUUAUGAUUUGCUAAAAUUACAAAAAUAUGUUGUAAAUAACUUGGAAAAGAUGCUAACACGUCUAACCGAUAAUACUGAGGCAGGUAACUUGCAAAAUUACGCAGAGAAAGGUGCACUAUGCGCUAAUGGAGCAAAUUGCACAUGCAACGCAGAGGAAGCCCCUUUCCUACCUGUUUACACUGUUGGCCACGUCAAGAAUAAACCCCGCAAAAUGGAGGACCGCCAUGUGUGCCUUGAGCGCUACAGUGAUCUGUACCAAGUGAAACAACCCUACAGUUUUUAUGGAGUAUUUGAUGGACACUCGGGUCCGUUGGCAGCUAGUUACGUAACAAGCCAACUACCAUACAUAUUAGCCCAAAGUCUGAAAGACACCGCCUAUGAUCUGAAUGAUAUAAAAUCUUAUCGAGAAGCUUUUGAGCAUUCAUUUUUACAGGCAGAUAAGAUGUUCUCAAAAAAAGUAAUUUCCAGUGGUACAACUGCCGUUUGUGUACUAUUGGCGCAUCGUGUGGCACCGUUGUAUGGUCAUUUAUACGUCGCAUGGGUAGGUGAUUCCAAAGCGCUACUUGUAAGUCCAACAGUUAGCUUGCAAUUAGUGAAACCACAUAAACCAGACGCGCCGGAUGAGCGGAAACGUAUUGAAAUGGCAGAGGGUGGCGGCACUGUAAUGUAUGUGCAAGGACAAUGGCGUGUCAACGGCAUUUUGAAUGUGUCGCGCUCCAUUGGCGAUUACUCAGUGGCGCCAGCCAUUGCAGAGCCAGAUUUUGUAGAUGUUUCGCUGACAGCGGCGCACGAUUUCAUUGUUUUGGGUACAGAUGGAUUAUUCGAUCACGUAUCCGAAGCUGUGAUAGUGGAAACGAUUUAUAAGGCCUUAACGGAUAAAGAGCAAAAAAUCGAAAACAUUCCAAAACUUCUUAUAGAAUUAGCAAAAGAGGGUGACUCCCAAGACAAUAUUACAGUAGUUAUUAUAUUUUUGAAAAAUCGACCCGAUAUCGUCGAAAAUUUUAAAAGAAUAUAGUUUAAAUUUUUGCAGUCAAGUGGAAAAAUAGACGCUAACACAGUUUUAGGGAUAUCAGCAACAGCGAAUAUUUAAUGCUAAACAUAGCAUAUAUGUACAUACAUAUAUAUAAUAGUACACCAUAUUUAGUAGAUUUUAUUCCUA